AUGAUCCCGUCUACUUCCUCACCCGAUGCGUACCAUCAAACAAGAGUUGUACAGCUGCAAAUCAAGUCAUCAAACUCCAACUUACAACAAAUGGAACGCAAGACCCACACGACAACAGUGUCAGAGUACCAAUUGGAAAUGUUGGAGCACCUAUUAUCAGUUGAGUCAUGCACGUUGCCCAAUGCGUCACUAAUUGAACAACAACCAGAGAUCAAGUUGAGUAUGAGACCAUUGUUGCUUGACUUUUUAAUGGAGGUGAUUACAAUCCUCAACUUGUCGCGAUCGACGUUUCCCUUGACGGUGAAUUUGAUUGAUCGCUAUUGUUCCACUCGUAUUGUCAAGAAGCAACAUUACCAAUUGUUGGGGUUGACUAGCUUAUGGAUCAGUUGCAAAAACUUGGACCCAAAGUUCAAGAUACCCACCUUGAAUGACUUGCGCAAGAUUUGUGUUGAUAGUUACAACAAGGAGUUGUUUAUCGAAAUGGAGAAACAUAUCCUCAAGUCGUUGGAGUGGGUCAUUAAUAGUCCCACAUUUGAUGCGUUUGUUGAUGUUUUCCUCAACAUGUUGGUGUCGGUUGGUGAUGAUAAUGCAUUGGUUAUCAAGAAGUGCUACAACAAGAUUAAACUUUCAUCAUACUACCUUGGCGAACUAUUCCAGUUUUAUCCAAACAUGUAUUUCGAAUACUCGCCAUCACAAAUUGCCAUCCUUGCAAUCAUGUCAAGCAUCUCGACGUUGAAACUUUCUGUCAAUAUCACCACCAUUUUAGAUUUAUAUAAUAAGCUAUUGGGAAACACCACGAGGCAAUUGACGAUGGAGAAUUUCCAAAGUGUCUACAAAGCCAUCAGAGUAUUGGCAUUGCCCAACAGUUUACAACAACGGUAUUGUGUUAAUCAAAACAUCAACAACGGUGCCAACAACCACAACAAUAAUGGCAAUGUGAAUCCCAAUCUACCACCAAAAACACCAAAAGUUUCAAUGCCAUUGACACCGGGGCCAAGUCCAGAAGAGAAGAUUUCAAGGAAAAGGCAUGGUGGUCAUAUUGACCCGCCGAUGAUGGUUCAUGAACGAAAGAGGAGUUGUAUAGAUUUAGGAGUUAGAAUAUGA
This is a messenger RNA of Lodderomyces theae, 1104 nucleotides long. RefSeq names its product cyclin (gene CLN3). Lineage: Eukaryota; Fungi; Ascomycota; Pichiomycetes; Serinales; Debaryomycetaceae. Gene Ontology annotation, cellular component: cyclin-dependent protein kinase holoenzyme complex; cytoplasm; nucleus. Gene Ontology annotation, molecular function: cyclin-dependent protein serine/threonine kinase regulator activity. The transcript has a single exon. Gene Ontology annotation, biological process: regulation of cyclin-dependent protein serine/threonine kinase activity; mitotic cell cycle phase transition. The record is from RefSeq and is a predicted model, not a curated record. The coding region runs from base 1 to 1104 and encodes 367 amino acids.